AUGGAGGGGUGGCUCUUUAUUUUUACCUUCAAUAGGUUAGGGUUAUGUUGCUCACACAAGAGAUACUUCAUCCUCAAAGAAAGUUUUCUUAGAAGCUUCAAAGCCAAGCCUAUGUCCCAGAUGAAGGAGCCAAAUAGAAGUACAAUAAUAGACUCUAACGUUCGGGUUAUAGACAAUGGAAGAGAAACUAUCAAGAAAAAGGUAUUCUUCACCUUCACAAUGCACAGUGCUUUAGAUCAAAGAGAUCAAGUUAAGUUGGGAGCAAGUAGUUCAGAAGAAGCUGCCAAAUGGAUACGUUCAUUGAAGGAUGCUCAAUUGAAGGAGAAUUCAAAUCUGGAAAUGAAUUUUCUUGUUUCUUCCAAGAAAGAACAUUCGUCGUUGAGGUAA
Molecule: messenger RNA, 387 nt
Organism: Vigna radiata var. radiata (mung bean)
Lineage: Eukaryota; Viridiplantae; Streptophyta; Magnoliopsida; Fabales; Fabaceae
Product: protein ENHANCED DISEASE RESISTANCE 2-like
Exons: 5
Coding region: 1-387 (128 amino acids)
Source: RefSeq, a predicted model, not a curated record